AUGUCCUCGUCAGCAGCCUCGCAGGCCUCUCAGUCCUCUGCGCCAUCUACCUCAGCAGCCACCUCCAGCCGCCCACCGGUAACGCUGCCUCCGACGACACACCUCGAUCCGGGCGCCUACAUCCGCGGCACUCACCCCAUAACAUUCGGCGAACACAACUUGGUCCACCCCCGCGCCCUCCUCACCACCACAACGCACCCUCUCCAUAUCGGCUCCAAUAACAUCAUCUCUGAAAAGGCCACCAUCGGCGGCUCGCCCACCUCCAAUACCACCACCAACCCCCCGGCCGCCAACGCCCACACCACAACCAGCAUCUCCUCGCCCGACCCGAACCCCUCCGCUUCCCCUUCCCUCUCCCAACCCUCCACCCCUCACCUGCCCCCACCUUCCUCGCCGUCCAUUUUCACCGCCCCCACAACCCUCCACUCACACGUCCACAUCCAUCCACACGCCCAAAUCAGCCACUCCACCACCCUGCACUCCUACGCCCUCGUCGAACCCCAUGCCAUUAUCCACCCGGGCAUCACCAUCGGCGCCCACUCGAAAAUCUGCGCCAACGUCAACGUGACGGCCGACGUGCCAGAAUGGACCGUUGUGUACGGCGAGGGGAACCAGCGGCGAAGUCGGCGGCCACCUAACACUACUUAUACAACGGCAUCACAGGAGAAUCAGGGUGCUGGCGAUGAGAAGAACCCUUCUGGUGGUGAUAGUGGCCGGGGCCCAUGGAAGCGGAUUGAGGAAGCGGAGGCGGUACGAAUCAGAGGCACGGACAAGGAGCGUGAGGCGACGAGUAUACUGCUGCGAAACGCGGCUCGGGCGGCGGUGGCGGCCAAGAGGCAGAGCGUGCAGCGAUAG
This is a messenger RNA of Cyphellophora europaea CBS 101466, 855 nucleotides long. RefSeq lists its product as uncharacterized. The coding region runs from base 1 to 855 and encodes 284 amino acids. NCBI's taxonomy places the organism in Eukaryota, Fungi, Ascomycota, Eurotiomycetes, Chaetothyriales, Cyphellophoraceae. The transcript has a single exon. The record is from RefSeq and is a predicted model, not a curated record.